AGGGCUGAGGGCACUGCCUGCAGGGGACAAGGGCGGCUGAGAGAAGGGAGGGAGAUGUUAAAGGCAGUGUGGAGGGGGGCUGCUGAGAGCUCACUGCGGGAGAAAUCUUCCCAGCCCUGAACAGGGCAACCAUGCCCUGAGGCAGCAAAUGUCCAACAGCAGCUUCCCCACAGAGUUCCUCCUCCUGCCAUUCGCAGACACGCGCGAGCUGCAGCUCCUGCACUUCGGGCUCUUCCUGGGCAUCUACCUGGCUGCCCUCCUGGGCAACGACCUCAUCCUCACAGCCGUAGCCUGCGACCACCGCCUCCACACCCCCAUGUACUUCUUCCUCCUCAACCUCGCCCUCCUCGACCUGGGCACUAUUACCACCACUAUCCCCAAAGCCAUGGCCAAUUCCCUCUGGGACACCACAGCUAUCUCCUACUCAGGAUGUGCCACCCAGGUCCUUUUCUUUUUCUUCUUGAUUGGAGGAGAGUAUUGUCUUCUCACUGUCAUGGCCUAUGACCGCUACAUUGCCAUCUGCAAACCCCUGCACUAUGGGACAAUAAUGAGCAGCAGAACUUGUGCCCAGAUGGCAGCAGCUGCCUGGGGCAGUGGCUUUUUCAAUGCUGUGCUGCACACUUCCAAUAGCUUUUCCCUCCCCCUCUGCCAAGGCAAUGUUGUGGACCAGUUCUUCUGUGAAGUUCCCCAGAUCCUCAAGCUCUCCUGCUCAGAUGCCUACCUCAGAGAAGUUGGGCUUGUUGUGAUUAGUUUGUCUUUAGCUUCAGGGUGUUUUGUUUUCAUUCUUUUCUCCUACGUGGAGAUCAUCAGAUCAGUGCUGAGGAUACCAUCCAAGCAGGGACAGCACAAAGCUUUCUCCACAUGCUUCCCUCACCUGGCUGUGGUCUCCAUCUUUUCCAGCACUGCCAUAUUUGCCUACCUGAAGCCCCCUUCCAUCUCCUCCCCAUCCCUUGACCUGGUGGUGACAGUUCUGUACUCAGUGGUGCCUCCAGCAGUGAACCCCCUUAUCUAUAGCAUGAGGAACCAGGAGCUCAAAGAUGCACUGACGAAGCUUACUCAGGCAGUAGUCCUUCAGCGGCAAUAA
This is a messenger RNA of Cygnus olor (mute swan), 1084 nucleotides long. Its product is annotated as olfactory receptor 14C36-like. The record is from RefSeq and is a predicted model, not a curated record. Gene Ontology annotation, cellular component: membrane. Gene Ontology annotation, molecular function: G protein-coupled receptor activity; olfactory receptor activity. Bases 149 to 1084 code for a protein of 311 amino acids. The transcript has 2 exons. Gene Ontology annotation, biological process: G protein-coupled receptor signaling pathway. Lineage: Eukaryota; Metazoa; Chordata; Aves; Anseriformes; Anatidae.